This is a messenger RNA of Miniopterus natalensis, 827 nucleotides long. It is a transcript of the gene PLAAT1, whose product is annotated as phospholipase A and acyltransferase 1. Gene Ontology annotation, biological process: N-acylphosphatidylethanolamine metabolic process. Gene Ontology annotation, molecular function: A2-type glycerophospholipase activity; glycerophospholipid phospholipase A1 activity. Gene Ontology annotation, cellular component: cytoplasm. Lineage: Eukaryota; Metazoa; Chordata; Mammalia; Chiroptera; Miniopteridae. The record is from RefSeq and is a predicted model, not a curated record.
CACGGACACUUGUGGGCCGCACAGGCGGGUUAACCGCAGAGCCGCAGCCGUCCAAAAUAUUAGCACCCACCCAUACCUCUGCUCUUUGAUUUUAUUAUGCUGUUGUAUGAAAGAUUGAAAGACUUCUCAUCUUCUGGUUUUGAAUCCUGACUUUUUCAUGCUCGAUGGCGUUUAAUGGUUGCUUUAGUUUGAAGUAUCCUGGCAACCCCCGGCCAGGGGACUUGAUUGAAGUGUUUCGUCCUGGCUAUCAGCACUGGGCCCUGUACUUGGGUGAUGGUUAUGUGAUCAACAUAGCACCUCUAGGGGAUGGCAUUCCUGCAUCAUUUACAAGCGCCAAGUCUGUAUUCAGCAGAAAGGCCCUGGUAAAGAUGCAGCUCUUGAAGGAUGUUGUGGGAAAGGACACAUAUAGAAUAAACAAUAAAUAUGAUGAAACGCACCCUCCGCUCCCCAUGGAUGAAGUCAUGCAACGGUCAGAGUUUGUUAUUGGACAGGAGGUGGAGUAUGAUGUGCUGGUCAACAACUGCGAGCAUUUCGUGACUUUGCUUCGCUAUGGAGAAGGCGUUUCGGAGCAGGCCAACAGAGCAAUAAGCACCAUUGGGUUUGUCACAGCCGCUGCUGGUGCCUUCUCGUUCCUGGGCCUGUUUUCAAAAAGACAAAGAGCAAAAUACUAUUAACAAUUUACUGAAGAGAUAUUGGAACUGAAGACAUUUGUGAGGAGGGAAAAGAAAUCGCUGGGAUAAAUACUUAUUUUCAAUGCAUCAUUAUUGUUUCAAACUCCAGUGAUGGAUGGCCGGCUCUUUAAUAAAUUGCUUACUGAUAUUAUCUCA